CAAUUCGGCAGCUGGCUCUCAUGGAUCCGUCCGAUAUUAAACACGGUUGUCAAGCCAAAGUCAAAGACCCUCAGAUCAUUAAGUACCACGGCGACGGCACCGUUGGAAAACCUCCAUCAUGCGCCAAAAGGUUAUUCAAAGGUAUUUGAGGAAGCAGUUGGAGUGGAAGGGAUCCAGAGCUGAGAGAAGGGCGAUGAGGGAGAUGAAGGAGGAGGAGGAGGAGGAGCAGGAGGAGCAGGGGGAUGAAUAUCAGGCGGUGGAGGGAGAGGAAAAAGCAAUUACGGAUGAAGAAGUCCGUCUUCACGAGUACGAACAUGCAAAAAAGUCGUUCAUGGAUAAGUACGGUGACUUUGAGCGCAGGGGAUCGGCGUCUACGUACCGUCACGAUGACCGUGCCUACACCCGUCAGCCCUCGGAGUACUCACACAGCCUCCGUCAUUACAGUCGCCAGCCCACCGAGUACCCGAGCAGUGUCCGUGAGAGCUCUUGGUACCGUGGUAUGAGCACCAGCGUUGACAACCGCCACGACAGCUACGCGGGCAGCGGAUACAACGAGGUUCCACACGGUUACCGUGGUAGGAGUCGUGAGCUCGAGUCUUAUUACGCUGGUCCUGUUCGUGGAUACCAUGACCAUGGGCAUUGGUAUCGCGCUAGUAGUCGCGGGUAUGGUUACGAUGGUUAUACCCCGUAUUGAUUGACGUACUUCUUGACGAUUUUUGAUGAUUCGCCUUCGUUGGAUACAGGGAUAUGGGUUGGAGAUACUUGGGUAUGCUUUGGAGGGAGUGCAUUUGCAGGUGAAUUGAAGAUACAGAUCGUUUUCGCUCGAA
Saitoella complicata NRRL Y-17804 is the source of this 827-nucleotide messenger RNA. RefSeq lists its product as uncharacterized. NCBI's taxonomy places the organism in Eukaryota, Fungi, Ascomycota, Saitoellomycetes, Saitoellales, Saitoellaceae. The transcript has a single exon. The record is from RefSeq and is a predicted model, not a curated record. Bases 119 to 694 code for a protein of 191 amino acids.